AUGCCUCCCCCCUCUCCGCUCUCCGCACUGUUCAUUUUACCGAACAACCCUAGCAUUGACGUGCGAUUGCCACGCUAUCUCACCGGUCAGGCUCGUCUCAUUCCCUUCAUGGUAGAUUCUCCUCCCUCCAAGGGCCGACGCGAUCCGGCGACCGCGGCGGAACCAUCCCUGUCCAGACACAGCACAUCCCUACAAGAGCUCGGUCUCGACGACCAAGAGCUGACGGAGAACUACGUACCCCCGCCCGCGUACGGCGAGUAUUACGGGGAGAUCCACGACGAAAGGAAUGGCACCGGCACCAGCGCUCAGAUCACAGAUGACGGCCGGAUCGCUAUCCGUAUCAACCACUUCAGCCGCCAGCUGUCCCAGAUCCUUGCCCCAGCCCUCCACCAACACGUCCAGGACGUCGAAGACAGCCGCGAGCUCCCUCCCGUAUAUGUGCCUCCAUCCCUGGGCGGCGACCCGUGCGUGCCUCCUCCGCCGUCCUUGAACAUCGUCAUCCAGGUCGUGGGCUCGCGCGGCGAUGUCCAACCCUUCGUCGCCCUAGGUAAGGUCCUCAAAAACGUCUAUAGGCAUCGCGUACGGCUCGCGACGCACUCCACCUUCAAAGAAUUUGUCGAGCAGCAUGGCCUGGAGUUCUUCAGCAUCGGCGGCGACCCGACCCGGUUGAUGGCCUUCAUGGUCAAGAACCCCGGCUUGCGGCCGGGCUUCCGCAGCAUGAUGAGCGGCGAUGUCAGCCAACAAAGGAAACACGUGGCGGAAUACAUUCAGGGCUGCUGGCGGUCCUGUUACCGCGCCGACGAUGGCACCGAGGACGGCAGUUCCGAGCCCGCAGGCAGUGACGACGCUGGCUCCAGGCCUUUCCGCACCCCCCUGGCCAAUAUCCAAUCCUCCAACGCCGAUCCGCAGCUGACCAACUACAUCAGCUAUGCAAUGGUGGAACUCCUCUCGUGGCAGGGUCUCGGCGACAUCAUCAACCGCUUCCGUGUCAAAUGUCUCGCGCUAGAUCCGAUCAGCACGAUCUGGGCCCCCGGGAUGCUUCAGCGGCUCCGGAUCCCACACACCUACUGCUGGUCGCCGGCGCUGAUCCCCAAGCCUACCGACUGGGGCGCGCACAUCUCGGUCUCCGGGUUCUACUUCCUCGAGAUGGCCUCGGCGUACACCCCGGCCCGCGACCUGCAGGCCUUCCUCGACGCUGGCCCGAAUCCCGUCUACAUCGGCUUCGGCAGCAUCGUGCUGGACGACCCGGACACGCUGACGGAGCUGAUCUUCACCGCGGUGCGCAAGACGGGCCAGCGCGUGCUCCUCUCCAAAGGCUGGGGCGGGAUGGGUGCCGACGAGCUGCGAAUCCCCGAGGGCGUCUUCAUGCUGGACAACGUACCGCACGACUGGCUCUUCGCACAGGUAGCCUGUGUCGUGCACCACGGCGGCGCGGGAACCACCGCCGCGGGCAUCGCAGCCGGCUGCCCGACGGUGGUGGUGCCCUUCUUCGGUGACCAGCCGUUCUGGGGCGCGAUGAUCGCGCGCGCCGGCGCCGGCCCGCGCCCAAUCCCCCACCGCCAGCUGACCGCCGACAACCUGGCUGAGGCGAUCGAGUUCUGCCUGACCCCACGCUGCCGGGAGCGCGCCGCCGCCCUCGCCCGCACCAUUGCCGCUGAGCGCGGCACUGCCGCCGGCGCCCAGUCGUUCCACCAAUUCCUCGACCCCAGCCGGCUGCGCUGCACGGUCGCCCCCUCGCGCGCCGCCGCCUGGCGCCUCCGCCGCACGCAGCUGGCCGACCUCAAGCUCUUCCGCGCCCAGGAGUACGCCACCGACGGGGGCCCCUGGGACCCCAUCUCCGGCGGCUUCACCGCCUUCGUGCGCGCGUUCAACGGUAUGACCAUGGGGCUCGCGGACAUCCCGGCCGAGACGUGGCGUGGGCUACGCAUGCCAGCGGCGGGACGUAGCAGCCGCCGGCAGAGCCUGGCUGCAGGGGACGCGCCUCGCGACAUGCUACAGCCGACGGGAGUGCACGUGAGCAAUGGCGCCGGCCGGUUCGUCAAGGCGAUGGUGCAGGGGCCGGUGGACAUGUCGGUGAACUUCGCGCGGGGGUUCCACAACAUGCCGCGGCUGUGGGGGGACGAGACGGUGCGGCCGCAAGAGCGGGUCAGUGACUUCAAGUCCGGGGUCAAGGCAGUGGGCCGCGAGUUCGGCUACGGCUGGUAUGACGGGGUGACGGGGCUGGUGACGCAGCCGUGGCGCGGCGCGCAGAAGGGGGGCGCCGGCGGCUUUGUGAAAGGCAUCGGCAAGGGCUUCGGCGGCUUCAUCGCCAAGCCGAGCGCGGCGCUGUUCGGCAUCCUGGGCCACACAAUGCAGGGCGUCAGUAAGGAGGUGCAGAAGCUGUUCGGCAGCGACGUGCAGAGCUAUAUCAUCGCGUCGCGCGUCGCGCAGGGCUACGAGGAGUGGCUGCAGGCGUCCGAGGCGGAGAGGCAGGACGUGAUCACACGGUGGAAACUGAUGCAGAAGGAUCUGAAGAAGAGGCAGGACCCCAUGGAGGGAGUGCGACGCGCCCAGACAGCACAGCAACGGGCGAAUGCAGACAGCAGUGCAGAGGCCUGGACCCACCACCGCAGCAGCACGAUGCCGGACGUGGAUCAGUCGGAGUCGACGCUGCAGACGAGCGAGCCGUGGUCUGAAGCCCCGUGGGAGGAGGCGGCGGGCGUCCCGCCGAGCACAGAUACUGCGGAGGAUUACGAUACAGAGUUCGUGUCCGGCGUCGAGCCCCAACAGCACAUUCCUCCGCCGAAUGGGGACGUACGCGAUGAGAAAACCUCGCAGGAGAAGUCGAGAGAAGAGGUAGUAUUAGCAUACGUCAAGGAGCAGAGUCUCUUAGAAAUACAGUAUAAAAACAAAGGUAAGGUUAGUGCGACGGCGACAGAGGUUGAGGACGAUGAGGACUUGCGGAAAGCGUUGACAUUGAGUAUGCAAGAAUAUGAACAUCGAUACAGAUAG
This is a messenger RNA of Penicillium chermesinum, 2991 nucleotides long. Its product is annotated as UDP-Glycosyltransferase/glycogen phosphorylase. Bases 1 to 2991 code for a protein of 996 amino acids. Lineage: Eukaryota; Fungi; Ascomycota; Eurotiomycetes; Eurotiales; Aspergillaceae. Gene Ontology annotation, molecular function: hexosyltransferase activity; UDP-glycosyltransferase activity. The transcript is spliced from 4 exons. Gene Ontology annotation, biological process: carbohydrate metabolic process. The record is from RefSeq and is a predicted model, not a curated record.